GCUCGGCCCCCUCCUUCCCGCUCGCCUCUCGCGCUCCCCGCUCUCGCGCUCUCCGAGGCAAAGCGCGCUCCCGGCCCGCGCGCUCCGGGCUCCGGCUUCUCCCGGCUCCUGUCAGUGCGGUGACUGCGCUGGGAAACAUGGCGACCGAGGGAAUGAUCCUCACCAACCACGACCAUCAAAUCCGUGUCGGAGUCCUCACAGUGAGUGAUAGCUGCUUCAGAAAUCUUGCAGAAGACCGCAGUGGGAUAAAUCUUAAAGAUCUUGUCCAAGAUCCUUCUUUGUUGGGUGGGACUAUAUCAGCAUACAAGAUAGUACCAGAUGAAAUAGAAGAAAUCAAGGAAACUCUGAUAGACUGGUGUGAUGAGAAGGAACUUAAUUUGAUACUAACAACUGGAGGAACAGGGUUUGCACCGCGAGAUGUCACUCCAGAGGCCACAAAAGAAGUAAUAGAACGGGAAGCACCAGGGAUGGCCCUGGCCAUGCUGAUGGGAUCACUUAAUGUUACACCUCUGGGCAUGCUCUCUAGACCAGUGUGUGGAAUAAGGGGAAAAACUCUGAUAAUUAACCUACCUGGUAGCAAGAAAGGAUCUCAGGAAUGCUUUCAGUUCAUACUGCCAGCUCUACCUCAUGCCAUUGACCUUUUACGUGAUGCCAUUGUAAAAGUAAAGGAGGUGCAUGAUGAACUUGAAGAUUUACCUUCCCCACCACCUCCUCUUUCUCCUCCUCCUACAACUAGCCCCCAUAAACAGACAGAAGACAAAGGGGUUCAGUGUGAAGAAGAGGAAGAGGAAAAGAAAGACAGUGGUGUAGCUUCAACAGAAGAUAGUUCCUCGUCACAUAUAACUGCAGCAGCUAUUGCUGCAAAGAAGCAUCCAUUCUACACCAGUCCUGCUGUUUUCAUGGCACAUCAUGGACAGCCCAUCCCUGGUAUCAUCAGUUAUUCCCAUCAUGCAACAGGCAGUGCAGAUAAACGGAUUCCAGAUUCCAUCAUUUCUCGUGGUGUUCAGGUGCUCCCACGAGACACAGCCUCCCUCAGCACUACUCCUUCAGAAUCGCCCCGUGCUCAGGCUACAUCGCGUCUCUCUACAGCUUCUUGUCCCACACCAAAAGUCCAGUCCAGGUGCAGCAGCAAGGAGAACAUUCUCAGAGCCAGUCACAGUGCUGUAGAUAUCACCAAGGUGGCUAGAAGACAUCGCAUGUCUCCUUUUCCUCUGACAUCUAUGGACAAAGCCUUCAUUACAGUCCUGGAGAUGACUCCGGUGCUUGGUACAGAAAUCAUCAACUACCGAGAUGGAAUGGGGCGAGUCCUUGCUCAAGAUGUAUAUGCAAAAGACAACCUACCCCCAUUCCCAGCAUCAGUAAAAGAUGGCUAUGCUGUUCGAGCUGCUGAUGGUCCAGGAGAUCGUUUCAUCAUUGGGGAAUCCCAAGCUGGUGAACAGCCAACUCAGACAGUAAUGCCAGGACAAGUGAUGCGGGUUACAACAGGUGCUCCAAUCCCCUGCGGUGCUGAUGCAGUAGUGCAAGUGGAAGAUACUGAACUUAUCAGGGAAUCAGAUGAUGGUACUGAAGAACUUGAAGUGCGAAUUCUGGUGCAGGCUCGGCCAGGCCAAGAUAUCCGACCCAUCGGCCAUGACAUUAAAAGAGGGGAGUGCGUUUUGGCCAAAGGAACCCAUAUGGGCCCUUCAGAGAUUGGUCUCCUUGCAACUGUGGGUGUCACAGAGGUGGAAGUUAAUAAGUUUCCAGUGGUUGCUGUCAUGUCAACAGGGAAUGAGCUGCUAAAUCCUGAAGAUGACCUCUUACCAGGAAAGAUUCGAGACAGCAAUCGGUCAACACUUCUAGCAACAAUUCAGGAACAUGGUUACCCCACAAUCAACCUGGGAAUUGUGGGAGACAACCCAGAUGACUUACUCAAUGCCUUGAAUGAGGGUAUCAGCCGUGCUGAUGUCAUCAUCACCUCAGGAGGUGUAUCGAUGGGAGAAAAGGACUAUCUCAAGCAGGUGCUGGACAUUGAUCUUCAUGCUCAGAUCCAUUUUGGCAGGGUUUUUAUGAAGCCAGGCUUGCCAACAACAUUUGCGACUUUGGAUAUUGAUGGUGUAAGAAAAAUUAUUUUUGCACUACCAGGAAAUCCUGUAUCAGCUGUGGUCACCUGCAACCUCUUUGUUGUACCUGCACUGAGAAAGAUGCAGGGUAUCUUGGAUCCUCGGCCAACCAUCAUCAAAGCCAGGUUGUCGUGUGAUGUAAAGCUGGACCCUCGCCCAGAAUACCACCGGUGUAUACUGACUUGGCAUCACCAAGAACCACUGCCCUGGGCCCAGAGUACAGGUAAUCAGAUGAGCAGCCGUCUGAUGAGCAUGCGCAGUGCCAAUGGAUUAUUGAUGCUACCUCCAAAGACAGAGCAGUACGUGGAACUCCACAAGGGCGAGGUGGUCGAUGUCAUGGUCAUUGGACGGCUAUGAUGUUCACCAACAGGAGAAAGCUUUGAUGCAUGUCCACAUAUCAUUGACUGUAUCCUGUAAUAUGCAACGGCACAGCUAGUUUUUCUGAUCUGGAUAAAAGUUGAUCUGUAUAGUCAACAUCUUGAACUAUAUUUCAAAUGAAUUUAAAUACCUUUUAAAGAAAAAAAACACACCUAAGAAUAAAUCUUAACAGACAACUCUAUUCUGAUUAUAUCAAAGCAAAAUUUUCCUUUCUUGCGAAUUGCUUUGUGUGUUCAAUGCUAGGUCUGAUAGCGAUAGCUUUUAGUAGACAGCGGUAGGUGCCUGCAGAACUUGUGUUUUUCUCAUCUUUAAAUACAACUACUUAUGCUCUUAA
Molecule: messenger RNA, 2811 nt
Organism: Peromyscus eremicus (cactus mouse)
Lineage: Eukaryota; Metazoa; Chordata; Mammalia; Rodentia; Cricetidae
Gene: Gphn
Product: gephyrin
Exons: 23
Coding region: 138-2456 (772 amino acids)
Biological process (GO): glycine receptor clustering; gamma-aminobutyric acid receptor clustering; Mo-molybdopterin cofactor biosynthetic process
Cellular component (GO): postsynaptic specialization; cytoplasm; postsynaptic membrane
Molecular function (GO): molybdopterin molybdotransferase activity
Source: RefSeq, a predicted model, not a curated record